Molecule: messenger RNA, 810 nt
Organism: Psylliodes chrysocephalus
Lineage: Eukaryota; Metazoa; Arthropoda; Insecta; Coleoptera; Chrysomelidae
Source: the annotation of a GenBank genome assembly
AUGCCAAAACCGAAGCAUUCUGUUUGGCGAUAUUUUGAAUGUAUAUUUAAAAACAAAAACAAAAACAGUUAUGGAAAAUGGGCAAAAUGUCGAGAGUGCUCAAAGGAGAUGCAGGGUAUACCAUCGCGAAUGGAGAAACAUAUUUUAACACACCAAAAAAAUAUGCACAGUGAUACUGUAAGCCGUGAAACAACACAUUCUGUUCCUGAAGAUGUUUUGCCUUCUACUUCAAAAAGAAGUGUCAACACAUCAGAGAGCUAUAUGCCUCAGGCAACCAAAAAACAACAUGUUUUAACCAUGGCAAAAGACGCUGAUGUUAUUGCAACCUCAGACAUGUACUCUAAAGAACUUAACCUCCAAAUAGGCAGAUAUUUCUACGCAACUAAUACACCUUUUGUGCAUGCUGAUCAUACUGAAUUUAAGAAAAUGCUGAAUUCAUUACGGCCUGGUUAUAAUGGUCCCUCUUCACAUCAAAUUGGAGGACCUAUUUUAAACGAAGUGUAUGAUGAUAUUUUGAAAGAGUGUAGGAAUACAUUACAGGAAGAAACAGUUUAAGAAAAUGGCAAAGGUGUUAUUGUUGCGAAGGAUUAUAUUGGUGGAAUUAUAGAACAUACCUUUCCAUUACUACUGCCGGGUGUGGUGACUAUUGAUUUUCCAAAAGAAUCUGCUAUUCCCAACGGAAAAAAUCCUAUUUCUGACAAAAAAAUGGAGCAUAUAAAGAAGGCUUACACGUUUGUUGGUCAAAAUGAAGAAGUCCAGAGCUUUUGGAGGGAAAUUUUGGAGUGGCCGACAGUUUCAAAGGAUGUUUAA